Molecule: messenger RNA, 1365 nt
Organism: Aspergillus puulaauensis
Lineage: Eukaryota; Fungi; Ascomycota; Eurotiomycetes; Eurotiales; Aspergillaceae
Exons: 1
Coding region: 1-1365 (454 amino acids)
Molecular function (GO): protein binding
Source: RefSeq, a predicted model, not a curated record
AUGCCCGAUCUUAUAAGCCUCAUCGGGGUACUGGGACUGUUAGAGAUGAGGACCGUGCCGGAUCAGGAUCCAGCAGGGGAGUACGCAGAUAACCAGGAGGCCAUGGAAAAGCUCCAGUCGCUCGUACCACUCGCCUCAGACAAUACCACGGAAAGUUACGAUAAAAAGGCCCAGCUUGCAACGCUCUAUCUGAAAACCGGAUCUUUUGAUCAAGCAGUACCACUACUGAGAGACACCCUGGACGGCCGACGGAGGCUUCUGGGGUCCGACCAUGCAGCAAUUAUCCAGACGGAAGAGCUACUAGCUUGCGCACUGUACGCCCAGGGCGAGACUGUGGAUGCAUUAAAAGAAUUCCAAGCAGCUUGUGCGAUUAGGACUCGGACCCCGGGCACCGAAGACGGGUGGACAGUUCAGAACAUGUUCAACACGGGAAUUGUGACCUGGCAUAUCGGGGAACAUCAAGAAGCAUGCGAUAUAAUGAGCAAAACGUACAAAAUGUCCGAGCGAAUACACGGACCGCAUCAUCCUAGCACUCUUUCCGCCAUGGAGAAUUCAUCUUUCAUGUACCAUUUUGUGGAACGUUCGUGGGAAGCCCAGAAAGUCCAACAGAAAGUGGUGAACGUACGGCUGAAUGACUUGCCUCACGACGGUGGGACUAUUUUAAAAUCAGCUAUUCUGCUGGGAAAGAUAUGCAUGGACAAGGAAUGGUGGGAGAACUGUGAAAAGACAUACAGCCUCAUUGUAGAACUUCGCACCAAUCUGGAAGGCUCAGACAGUCCGGCGACCUUGGCCAGCAAAGCCAACCUUGCAACCGCAGUGCAAAAGCAGGGUCGCCUUGACGAGGGCGAGAAAAUAUGCCUUGAGAUAUCAGAUGUCGCCCGAACAGAGUUUGGCCCUGAGUCGCCAGUGGCCCUGCGCUGCAAACUACGUCUAGCAACAAUCCUCAGUGAUAAAGGGGAGCACAUUCCAGCUCUGGCCAUACAGCGGGAGGUUUUGCAGAUUCAGGAACAGGCCCUUGGAAGCUCUCAUGAAGACACGUGUUGCACGCUGUGUCAUCUCUCCGAGACACUGGUGGAAUUGGAGCAGUAUGAUGAAGCAGUCACGGCGUUGAAAAGGCUGGUCUCUGCUUUGGAACAGAGGCUGGGAGUGUGUGAUCCCGAAGCUUUGUCCGCCAGCCUCGACCUGUCCAUGCUUCUUGCUCGCAUAGACUUGAUAGAUGAGGCUGAGGAUAUCGUUGUCAAUGUCAUUAGUGGCCGUGAGGCAGCCGAGGACAGCGAGCUACUAUUUAAGUUGAGGAAAGCAGUUAAUGUUUUGCUGCAGCACGGUAGAACCGCGCCAUUCAACAAAUUUUACCUCGGUCUUUAG